Messenger RNA from Rotaria socialis, 507 nucleotides. NCBI's taxonomy places the organism in Eukaryota, Metazoa, Rotifera, Eurotatoria, Philodinida, Philodinidae. The record is from the annotation of a GenBank genome assembly.
AUGAUAGUGGAUAAAAAAUCUCGCUUUAGUCGUUAUCGUACUCGUGUCCGAGAAAGAAAACAGCUUGAUAUAAUGGAAAUGAUGACAACUGAUGAUUUGAACGAAACUCCAGAAGAUGAAGCAUGCGUCUUUGUCCAAGAGAUAGUUAUCGAUGAUGGCACAACAUCAACAUUAAAACAUGAUGAAUAUAAUCCAGCAUCAGAUUCAGUUUUAAAGGAAGCAAAUAAACAACAUUCAUCGGAAAGACAUAGUGAUAAUGAUAAUAAUUAUGAAAAUGAAGUUGACGAUUUGUAUCAAUUCGAUAAUGAUGGUAAUAGUAUAGGAGAUGGUGAUGAUGGAGAUAAAGCUCAUGAUGAUGAAUAUGAUGAUGAUGAAGAUGGAGACGAAGAUGAAGGUGAAGAUGAAGAUGAAGAUGAUGGCAUUGAGGAAAGUCAGGAUUUUCAAAACAACUUCUAUGACAAUGAUUUCGAAAAUGAAAGAUUGCCUAACGCUACUGAAUUAUCGUAA